AUGGCGACGGCACAACCGGUAGUAGUUUCCCUGCAUGACCUCAAGAGUGGGGCAAUAUCAUUCGAAACUCUGCAGGAGGCGUUCGGCCCCGAUUCUUUGGGCAUCCUGGUUGUGAAAGAUGUGCCCCAAGAGUUUGCUAGUUUGAGGCGCAAGCUGCUAUCCUAUGCGUCCUAUAUGGGCAACCUCAAUGAAGAGGAUUUUGACAAGUUUACCAAUGAGGCGGCCAAGUACUUGGUCGGGUGGUCCAAGGGCCGUGAGCAGCUCAAGAAUGGUGGAGCAGAUGAUCUGAAAGGAUCCUUCUAUGCCAACUGCGCAUUUUACGUUGACCCUACCCGCGAGGCUGCAACGCCCACUGAGCUUUUCACGCUCAAGGACUUCCCCGAGUAUCUGGCGCCAAACUCAUGGCCGCCCAAGGAGAUGCUCCCGGGCUUCAGGCCUACGCUGGAAGAGCUUUGCACUGUGAUCAUCGAUACCGCGGUGCUCGUGGCGAGAGCCUGUGACAGAUUCGCCGAGAAGGAGAUUCCGGGAUACCCCAAGUCAUACCUGGAGACUGUCGUAAAGACGUCUUCCACCACCAAGGCUCGUCUACUGCACUACUAUCCCAUGACAGAAGAGAUCAUGGCCAGAGGCGGCGAAGAAGACAACUGGUGUGCAGUGCACAAGGACCAUGGCUGCUUGACGGGGCUGACCUCGGCCAUGUUCAUUGACGAGGAGAAAAUCAACGCCAAAGUCCCAGCUUUCGGUGACAAGGUCCCAGAGUCCUUGCCGAUUCUUGAGGAACUGCCUCAGUCGCCAGACCCACAGGCUGGACUAUGGAUAAAAUCCCGAAAAGGCCAUCCUGUUCAGGUGAAAAUCCCGAGGGAUUGUAUUGCUUUUCAGACGGGCGAGGCUCUGGAGAGGAUAACACGGGGCAAGUUCAAGGCCGUGGAGCAUUCGGUGCGGGGCGCAUACGCUAAGGGAGUGGCGCGCAACACCCUUGCCGUCUUCACGCAGCCGAAUCUCGAGGAUGAGGUCGACCUGGAUCAGAAGAUUACUUUUGGCGAAUUUGCGAGAGGCAUUAUUGCAAAGAACACGGUCUGA
Messenger RNA from Neoarthrinium moseri, 1080 nucleotides. RefSeq lists its product as uncharacterized. NCBI's taxonomy places the organism in Eukaryota, Fungi, Ascomycota, Sordariomycetes, Amphisphaeriales, Apiosporaceae. The coding region runs from base 1 to 1080 and encodes 359 amino acids. The transcript has 3 exons. The record is from RefSeq and is a predicted model, not a curated record.